Salmo salar (Atlantic salmon) is the source of this 2712-nucleotide messenger RNA. RefSeq lists its product as uncharacterized. The record is from RefSeq and is a predicted model, not a curated record. Gene Ontology annotation, cellular component: nucleus. Gene Ontology annotation, biological process: embryo development; regulation of transcription by RNA polymerase II. Gene Ontology annotation, molecular function: DNA-binding transcription factor activity, RNA polymerase II-specific; RNA polymerase II transcription regulatory region sequence-specific DNA binding. NCBI's taxonomy places the organism in Eukaryota, Metazoa, Chordata, Actinopteri, Salmoniformes, Salmonidae.
GCACGGACGGUGUUAGUGGGGGAACAGGAAGUUCCGGGAAGGCGCUCACCAUUCUUCAGUAUAAAGAAAUAGCCAGAACGAUGCGGUCUAGAAGAUAACCUUCGUGUCCGUUUCUAUUUAUUACUACAGAUUAACCAUGAGGGCGGUAACAUCAACAGUGAGGACAAACCCAGCCUGCCUCUCUCCUUCCACACUGAGUCCAAGCCUACAGUCACUGGGUCCUGAUUGUGACAGUGGAGCCCAGUUUGCACUGCAGGAUCCAGAGAUGGCAUCUGUGAAGCUGGAAGACUGCAGUCAAACACUGGAGCUGAAUGUCAACAUUAAAGAUGAAGAAGAGGAGGAGGAGAUUGGGACAUCUGUUUCUCAUGUGAGUCCAAACCUACAGUCACUGGGUCCUGAUUGUGACAGUGGAGCCCAGUUUGCACUGCAGGAUCCAGAGAUGGCAUCUGUGAAGCUGGAAGACUGCAGUCAAACACUGGAGCUGAAUGUCAACAUUAAAGAUGAAGAAGAGGAGGAGAAGAUUGGGAAAUCUGUUUCUCAUGGAGAUCAUGUUGAGACAUUCUCUACAUCCAGAAAGCAACAGCAGGAAGAUCACAGAGCUAAGAGGUCUCACCACUGCCCACAUUGUGAGGAGAUUUUCCCAAUUCUAUCAAAGCUAAAAAUACACCUAAAAAUACAUACAGGAGAGAAUCUGUAUUUCUGCACUGACUGUGGGAAGAAUUUCACAACAUCAAGGGCUAUGACAGUUCAUCAGAGAGUACACACAGGAGAGAAGCCUUACUCCUGCUCUGACUGUAGGAAGAGUUUCUCUCAAUCGAGCCACCUAAAACAACAUGAACGUAUACAUACAGGAGAGAAGCCUUACUCCUGUUCUGUCUGUGGAAAUAGUUUCUCUGGACUGGGACAUCUAAAACAACAUGAACGUAUACACACAGGAGAGAAGCCUUACUCUUGCUCUGACUGUUGGAAGAGUUUCUCUCACUCGAGCCACCUAAAACAACAUGAACGUAUACACACAGGAGAGAAGCCUUACUCCUGCUCUGACUGUGGAAAAUGCUUUACACAAUCAUCUCAGCUAAAAGUUCACCAGAGAACACACACAGGAGAGAAGCCUUAUUCCUGCUCUGACUGUGGAAAUAGUUUCUCUCAUCUGGGCCACUUUAAAACACAUGAACGUAUACAUACAGGAGAGAAGCCUUACUCCUGCUCUGACUGUGGAAAAGGCUUCACAACAUCAACUGAGCUAAAAGUUCAUCAGAGAACACACACAGGAGAGAAGCCUUGCUCCUGCUCUGACUGUGGAAAAUGCUUCACAACAUCAACUGAGCUAAAAGUUCAUCAGAGAACACACACUGGAGAGAAGCCUUACAUCUGCUCUGACUGUAGGGCGAGUUUCUCUCAAUCGAGCCACCUAAAACGACAUGAACGUAUACACACAGGAGAGAAGCCUUACUACUGCUCUGACUGUGGAAAAUGUUUUAAAUCAUCAGCUGAGCUAAACGGUCAUCAGAGAACACACACAGGAGAGAAGCCUUUCUUCUGCUCUUACUGUGGCAAGAACUUCUCCCGAUUGGGCAGUGUAAAAACACACCAACGGCUACACACUUGAGAGAAGCCUUAUCAGUUCUCUCACACCAGCUAAGAUUUGUCACUCCACUUAAUUCUCAUCUCAUAAAAUAAUUGGCAACAUUGAGUUGGAUCAAAUGAAGAAAGUGUAGAACACUAUUGUAAUCCUAUUGUUUCUCACUGUGAGAGAACAAUGCAGAGGAAAGGGAGCGUCAUAGAAUGUUAGCCUCUCUUUACUGAUCAGUGUGCACCUUGUCAGUUAUGCUGUGUUUUUUUAGCCCGCGUCCAUAGAGACACAUACCAGCUCUACUGGUAGUACUGGUACUACCAGCAGUACUGCACCUGUCAACGGCACAAGUUGUUCUGCUUCCAUGAGCACAUACAAUGCUAGCAUCAGUAAUUCUACAUUUGUUGUUAGCCCAGCUAGCAUGGACACUGACAGUUGUGAUUCUGAUGCAGCCGAAGAGCUACUGCCCCUUUACCCGGGAAAUCACCGAACAACAGAAGGAUGUUGGACCAUCAAAGAGGUGCAUUUUGGUGAGAACUACAUUGAUUUGGGAUUCACUUAUAUUGGGAAUAGUGCCUUUCCUCAGCCACAGUGUGUUUAUAUCUCACAACUCGAUGAAACCUUCACUCUUGCGCAGACAUUUAGAAACAAAACAUGCCAAUUUGAAAAAUAAGCCACAGGAGUUUUUUGAGCGAGAGUUGAGACUACUUUCGAGUAGUAAGACAUGUAUAAAAGCAACAGAUACCAUUAAUAAGAAGGGGCUAGAAGCGUCUUAUAUGGUGAGCUACCGAGUGGCUAGGACAGGCAAGCUCAAUACUAUUGUGGAGGACUUAAUUAUUCCUGCUUCCGCGGAUAUGGCUGGGACAAUACUGGGGGAAAAUGCCCCCAAAAUUAUACCGUUUCAUGACGCAUCAGUGACAUGGCAGAUGUUUUGAAACAAUUACUGCUUUGCAUACAAGCCAGUGAAUUCAGCUGGAUGAGUCAACAGACGUGGCGGGCCUGGCACAGCUCCUGGUAUGUCUGUUACGUUUUUGGGGGGUCAAUUAAGGAAGACAUCCUCUUCUGCAAACCACUGGAAACCUGGACAACAGGAUAUCUUUUUAAAGUACUGGACAGCUUUGUGACAUCAAAUGGACUUU